Messenger RNA from Andrographis paniculata, 1038 nucleotides. RefSeq lists its product as uncharacterized. The transcript has 5 exons. NCBI's taxonomy places the organism in Eukaryota, Viridiplantae, Streptophyta, Magnoliopsida, Lamiales, Acanthaceae. The coding region runs from base 341 to 721 and encodes 126 amino acids. The record is from RefSeq and is a predicted model, not a curated record.
UAAACCAGCUCUGUCGUUCCAUCUAGCACCCGGGUUGGACUUGCCCGACCCGACCCAACUUUUCUCCUUUCUUCUCCGUCGCUCCUAGGCUCUUUUUCUCUCAACCAACCUGCAAGCGCCGCCACCCUCCGCCGAGAACACAAAGCUUUGCAGUGUCUCCGCUGCUACUACACGAGGAAUAGAACUCGAUUAGGAAUGAAAUCCUCUGCGCAGUCUCUGAUCGUUUCGUGGAUCGCAGUUAUUUGUGUUCGCUGAAUUGUCUGACUGCAUUUCGUGAUUCCUUUCCUCUCAGAGAUGCUGAAAUAAUUUCUCAUCGGGAUUCUCUUUCUCCUUGGUGAAAAUGUCGCGUUUGUACGAAGCCUGGACUGAAAUUCUGAAGAUUCAGAAGUUCCGAAGGAUGGUGUCCUAUACAGGAUUUUACUGCUUCACCGCACUUAUCAGCUAUGCCUACUGCAACAACACGACCCGAGCUGGAUAUUCAAGAGCCGACCAAUUCUAUGCAUCAUAUCCAGCUGGAACCGAGCUUCUAGUUGACACUGGAAAGCUAUACAAAGCUGCUCUUGGCAACGUGUAUGAAGAAGAAGAAUGGGGGCCAGUGGAAUGGACCAUUUUGGCAAAACAUUUUGAACGGCAAGGAAAUUCAGCAUAUGCCUAUCAUGCACAAUACAUGGCACACUUGGGCUCGCUUGGCCAACUAGACAUGGAUGGGAGCGGCGGCUAGGCUAGGCUAGGCUAGGUGCGCAACACAACACAACGCUAUGGUGAAGAGUCCAGAGUGAGUUACCUACUGUUUGGUAUAUUGAUUGCUAUUUUCAUUCAAGAGUUGCUCUCUCUCUAUCUAUCUAUGAUCUGGUUUUUCUUACUCGACUUUUCUAUCUAUUUAGGGAAGGAUUCUUUUUGUGUUUUGUGUUUGUAGCUUUUCAUUUUAGGAUUGUUUUAGCGGGGGAAUGGAUGGAUGGAUAUGAGCUUUAUAUUGAGAAGGCUGUUGGCUAUAAAUAGCAUCUCUUCUUCCUUUAAGUCCACGCCUUAUUAGUGAUA